GUAUUUCCUCGGUGUGUAGAAACAAGUUUCUUAGAGCACGAGCCCAAAACGCGUCAGCGCCUCCAGCCUUUUUUUUCCCUUCGCCAUCUCUUUAAAUCGAGGCUGCGGCUUUUCCUGCUUGCGUCAUUUCCGGCGGGACACGCGCUUCCUUGUUUACGUGCGCGAAGCGCUCGCAGCAGCAGCAGGGUGUCGUCCAGCGUCUGCUGCCGGUCGCUGCAAUCAUUGGCAAUGGGAGAGGACGGGGACGGAGAGAUAAUCGAGCAUCACGUCAACGAGGAGAUGGAGAAGAAGAGGCGCUUCGCCCGGCGGCCCGAGUCUUUCCUGGAGAGUCUCACUCUGUCCGAGAGGGAGGGACACAGCAGCACGCAGUCCUCGCACCGGCUGCUGGCGUACAGCGACGCGCUCAUCUCCAUCAUCGCCACGGUCAUGAUAUUGCCUGUUGCACACACAAAAAUUCAAGACAACGAGGAAUUAAGGGAGAGUUUGCAGCAGCAUCUCACCACAAAGAUCGCAGUCUAUCUGAUGACAUUUUUAAUAGUGACUGUUGCAUGGGCUGCUCAUAUCAGAUUAUUCCAAGUAAUAGAACGUAUUGAUGACUGUCUUGCACUUUUAAAUCUUGCGUGUAUGAUGCUGAUUACAUUCCUCCCGUAUACUUUCUCCUUGAUGGCUGCCUUUCCAGAAAACAUCCUUGGAAUUCUGCUGUUCUGCAGCUGUGUCGUCGUGAUUGGUCUGAUACAGGCGCUCAUCGUUUUGUAUGGAUUUAGCCGACCUCAUCUGCUCAACGACCAGAUACAAGGGUCUCAAAACCAGACCUUUUAUAAGCACCACAUCUUGAAAGUCAUUUUACGAGUCCCUGCUUUCUGCUUCUUCGCCGGUGUUUUUGCCUUCAUCUAUCCCCCACUGUCCUAUGUUCUGCUGGCUGUCGUCAUCUUCUUUCCUUACAUCUCCCAGUUUUUGCAGUGGUGUUACAGUAAAGCUUUUGGCCAAAGUGAGGAAACGUCUGACCCCAUGCUCUUCUACUCGUACCACCCCAACGAGCCUCUCAGCAAAGAGCGAGUAGAAGCGUUCAGCGAUGGGGUGUAUGCCAUCGUAGCCACAUUGCUCAUCUUAGACAUAUGUGAGGACAAUGUGCCAGACCCCAUGGAGGUGCAGCAGAGGUUCAACAGCAGCUUGGUGGAUGCCCUGCAGGAGUUUGGCCCCGAGUACCUGGCUUACUUUGGCUCCUUUGCCACCGUGGGCCUGCUCUGGUUUGUCCACCACUCGCUCUUCCUGCAUGUGACCAAGAGCACCCGACUGAUGGGCCUCCUCAACACCUUCUCCCUAGCCUUCGUGGGUGGCCUGCCGCUGGCCUACCAACUCACCCACGAGUUUCCCCGCCACUCUCACAACGAGCUGGAGGCCAUCCAGAUCAGCUGUGUCAUUAUCUUCUUUGCUGGCCUUUUCCAGCUUGCCAUCUGGGUGGCGGCACUCUUUAACCAGCGGGAAACGUUGCACCCGUAUGUGCACUACGGGGGGCAGGAUCACACCUUCAUGCUCGCAAAGCUAGCGGUCUACCCAUGCGUGGCAUUGGGGACCUUCUUCGUAACCUGCGUGCUGAGCCGGUUCAGUGCCCCUGUCUUCCACCUGGCGCAGAUCGGUGUUCCGCUUGCCUUCCUGCUGCUGCGCCUCCUGGUGAGGGCUGCCCUGGCAGUGCUCCGCUGGUUCUUCCGCCCGUCCCACCCCGCCGCCCCUUUCAGCGAUGUGCUCACCUAGCUCGGAGGCUGAUGCACAGUGGCAUCAAAAGUCCUUUCAGGGCAUUGAUGGUAGAAAGGAAAAGGUGGCAUUCGGGUAUUGUUGGCACGCAGAGCGUUUUACCGCACAUAAUUUCCUGCCAGUUGCACUUCCUUAUUUUCCUCUAAUACAUUUUUUUAAACAGGGCGGCUUCAAAGCUUUAAAUUAGAAUUAAAAAAACGAAGCCAUUUGUUUCCUCUUGAAACGUUAAAAAAUUAAUUUGCUCAUAAUACAACCAUACAAAAACUUUGGGCACCCAAAAGUGUAAGAAUAUGAAUAUGAAUAUCGCAUGAGAAUAACCACACAACUAACCAAAUGCAUCUGUUGUCCAAAGUCUGAUGGCUCAUGUCUCGGACCAAUAAUCUACAUACUUUUUCAUUUCAGAAUUCAAGUGUUGCAUAGGAAUGAUACCUUAACUUAUAUUUUGCCUUAUUUAAUUUUUAAUUUAACUGACCAAUGAAUUUUUCAAGGACCUUUGGAAACACCAAUAGAUGGUACUGUGAAAGGAAAAGGUGCAUUUAACAGAAGGCGUCCAGGCGCUGGAAAUAAUAAAUAAUAGAUACUGAACAUGUGUGACUAAUGACCCUAAAAACUAGUUGGAAGAGAGCGUCUCAGGUUUUUCCAAGAAAUAGUCUCCGUCCAAACGUACAGUUUUAGGAUACAUUGGGGAAGCAUGAUUAAGCCUUAAGGGGGGGUAUGAGGCAGUGAUUGAUGACACAGGUAUCCCCUUCUGUCACUAUGGGAGUAGGUGGAAAAUGGAGCAGACCACUGUAGUGUGUGAAAGUCUACGGCAGGGAGGUGUUUGGAGAACAGCAGGGUAUUUGAGGUUAGUGUACUUGAGGGCUCUGAUCAGCCACAUGGUAAACCUUCAUCUGCACUUCAUCCCAUUGUUGAAAAGUGGAAUACAUUUUAUUUCCCUUAUUUCAUCUGGAAAUGGAAUGUAGUUGUGCAGUUGCCUAGUUAGAUGAUAUAUACGAAUACAAGGGGUCAAGUGGUUGAUCUGUAAGGUUUUUCAAUGACUUUAGCCUGAAGCACUAAUAGAUCAGUCUUAUUAUGAGUGUAUAGUUGUUCAGAAUGGAUAUCUGAAUAUUUUGCAUUUCAAGUAACAGUAAUUAUAACUGUGCUGAUUACAAAAUUAAACCUGGGAAACACUAGGGUUUAGUUCUGGUCCAGGUGGUCCUCCACUUACAAUAUGUGUAACUUACAACUCGGCUCGACUUUCGACAGCCUUCCUGUUAACCUCAUAAUAUCGAGUCCCAACAUUUGUUCGUAAUGUCUAACAACGACCACUCUGUCCUUUGAAGGAUAACGUUGGUUGGCCGGUGCUGCCGCAAGGUAAUUUCUUAUUGACUUACUAUGUCUGUCAGUCAUUGUUACUGUUAUGCAUUUACAA
Molecule: messenger RNA, 3163 nt
Organism: Scleropages formosus (Asian bonytongue)
Lineage: Eukaryota; Metazoa; Chordata; Actinopteri; Osteoglossiformes; Osteoglossidae
Gene: tmem175
Product: transmembrane protein 175
Exons: 10
Coding region: 229-1752 (507 amino acids)
Molecular function (GO): proton channel activity; potassium channel activity
Source: RefSeq, a predicted model, not a curated record